AUGUUCAAAUAUCACUCCACCCACGGUGUUUGGAAGCACAGGAAAGUGAGGCAAGAGAAUGACAAGCUGAUCAUUGGCAACAUCCACAUCCCAGUUUUCCAUGAGAGGGACCCUUCCCAGAUCAAGUGGGGCGAGGCUGGAGCUGACUAUGUUGUGGAAUCUACCGGUGUGUUCACCACCAUCGACAAGGCCUCUGCUCACCUGCAGGGAGGUGCCAAAAGAGUCAUCAUCUCCGCCCCAGGCGCCGAUGCCCCCAUGUUCGUGAUGGGUGUCAACCACCAUCAUUACGAUAACUGCCUGAAGGUUGUCAGCAAUGCCUCCUGCACAACUAACUGCCUGGCUCCCAUCGCCAAGGUUAUCAACGACAACUUUGGCAUUGUUGAGGGUCUCAUGAGCACAGUUCACUCCGUCACAGCCACUCAGAAGACUGUUGACGGGCCCUCCGGUAAGCUGUGGAGAGAUGGACGUGGUGCCAGCCAGAACAUUAUCCCUGCCUCCACCGGCGCUGCUAAGGCGGUGAGCAAGGUUAUUCCUUUGACCCACGGCAAGUUGACCGGCAUGGCCUUCCGUGUCCCCACCCCCAACGUGUCCGUGGUUGACCUGACUGUCCGUCUUGAGAAGGCCGCCCCUUAUGAAGAGAUCAAGAGAGUCAUCAAGGAGGCCUCCAAAGGACCCAUGAAAGGAAUUCUGGGAUACACAGAGGACCAGCCUGUUGACUUCAACGGUGACAAACGUUCCUCAAUCUCCGACGCCGGCGCAGGCAUUGCACUCAAUGACCACUUUGUCAAGCUGGUCUCAUGGUACGACAAUGAGUAUGGCAAUAGCAACCGUGUUAUUGACCUUUACCUUUACUCCUUUACUCCUUGAGUGCCAUGUGCAUAGGUCAAGGUGUAAAGUCUCCACAGCACACCACCAACAUCCCAUGACAUCUUCCUUCUCCUGAACGGACAUCCCACCAGUCCACCGCCAGAGAAAGAACCGGUAGCAAAGUACAUGGCAACAGAUUUAAAAUAAGUGACAUUUCUGUUCAGAGGAUGGAGUCUUGU
Molecule: messenger RNA, 1046 nt
Organism: Salvelinus namaycush (lake trout)
Lineage: Eukaryota; Metazoa; Chordata; Actinopteri; Salmoniformes; Salmonidae
Product: glyceraldehyde-3-phosphate dehydrogenase-like
Exons: 9
Coding region: 1-867 (288 amino acids)
Molecular function (GO): NAD binding; oxidoreductase activity, acting on the aldehyde or oxo group of donors, NAD or NADP as acceptor
Source: RefSeq, a predicted model, not a curated record